Molecule: messenger RNA, 2165 nt
Organism: Dermacentor albipictus
Lineage: Eukaryota; Metazoa; Arthropoda; Arachnida; Ixodida; Ixodidae
Source: RefSeq, a predicted model, not a curated record
GCGGGGCUACCAGUUGUGGUACGACAAGGCGGAAGCCCUCGGCAACCAAGCCAUUGCUGCCGCUAAAGAUAGUGCUGCUUCGACUGCCAACACCGGUUCAACGGACAGGGCAACACCGACAGCCAGUGCAACAAACUAGGUUGUAGCGCAUGCGGCAGUAUUCAGUGCGGGGCGGCAUAUAGUACCAGCUGACGGUGUCGGCCAUGAAGUACUGCGUGGUUCCCGGCUGCUGCUCCCGGGAGGGCACCACCAGGGGUGUGGUGUUCCACGAGUUUCCCUCCAACAUGGAGCGCCGAGAGUCGUGGACACUGGCUGUGCGUGCACUCAAACCACCCAUUCAAGAUUCCGAUGAUCCGUGGGUGCCGUCUGAGUACGCGAAGAUAUGCAGCAAGCACUUCAAGCCAGAUGACUACAUACAGGGCCCCAAGAAGCGCUACCUGGCACCCCACGCCACGCCUUCCCAGUUCCAGCAGACGUGUGAUGUUCAAACACGCGGUCGCCGAGGCCGGCCCAGGAAGCCACGGCUGGCCGAUGACGGCUCUUUGGCCGCCAUUGUGAGCGAGCCCCUAAGCAUGGGCGAGUCCAGCAAAAGGCCUCAAGCUGGCAUCACAACGACGCCCGUGGUCAUACGUCAUCUGUCGGGGUACAGUUCUCGUUUGAGGUGCGACCACCAGGGCACGGUCGGCACCGUCUUGACGCAGAUUACAAGUGCAGUGCCAAGUGAAAGAGCCGACGCUAGGCUUAACGCCGGAACUAUGGAGACGAGCGAGAAUGCUGACCCCGGCGUUACACAUAGCGCUAGAACUUUGACGGGAAGCUGUAGCCAACAAACACCCGUCAUCGUUGUCCCGCUGCGAGGCAGCCACUCCACGGUGCUAUCUGUCGGUUGCCAGACACAGGUGACGGGUCUGACGAUAGCGGCGUACGAGGAGCAGAUACAGUCGCUGAGGGAUGAGUGCAAGCGACUGCGGGACGAUCUGUAUGAGCUGCGUCGUGUUGGGGUGGACACAAUCUGCAAUGGCGGCGUGACUAGUGAGCUCUCGGCAAACUCGAAUGCUUAUAUUUAAAAGCUUCAAAUGCUUCUUCUCCACUUAAAAACUGCACUUCGACUUCCGAAAGUAUCAGCAAGUGUAGAGUGGUGACACCUGUUGACUAAAGUAUGGUCGCUGCAGUUUGUUAUUGCACUUCAGUGAACCUUUAGGGUUUCCUUGAGAAAUAACUGUCCUUCCUACAAGGGGCCAGUAAAUAGGUUUAAUUUAGGAAUCAAGUUAGAAGUGCUAAUGAACUGCAGCAGUCGGGUUUGGUGGGCGGUGCUGCCAUGUAGUCGAGGUGCAGUGCCAGAUUGGAGGAACGUUUAGGGAGUGGCUGCAAGCAUGUCAUUGCUUGAGUGCGAAUGUGCGGGAGUGGCAGAUGCGUGCAUACCCUGUUGCAGCAGCAGGAAGCUGACAUACUAAGAAAGAGCUAUAGUCCCAGAAAAAUAGAUUAACAACUUGCCACUGUGCCCCCCCACUCCACCCCAAAGAAAAAGAAAAUCAUCCACAUUUCACUGGGGGCAGAGUGCAAGGAAUUGAUACCUAGCCUGCCCUCGACUACAGUUGUUUUCAUAAUAUUACGACUAUGUGGCACUGACCGAUAAUCUGGGUUGAUGGGCGCCCAUUAACUUCAUAACAUGCCCAUAAUGACAUGGCCAGACGCCCGCAAAGCGUAAUAGUACUUCUGUGCCCGUGAUAGCACACUCUUAUGCCAGUGAUCACUAGGGAAGCCAGCAACUGCUACUUGCUGUCCCUCAGUUGCACAUAUCUAAGAUUGAGUUGCGAGCCUCGGAUUUUCUUCCCUGUCCUUCUUUGUGGCGCAUACAAAACAUUUUAAACACAUCACAGUUUCCCAGUGGCUCUAGCCUUGUGCUACCGAGUGCAAGGUUUCUGCUUCAAUCCUAGCUAUGGCGGCUGCAUCCCGAUGGGGGUGGAGUGCAGAAACGCCCUUGUACAGUGUCUUGGAUGCACAUUAAAAAACCUCAGGUGGCCAAAAUUUUGAAACCUCCACUACAGCGUCCCUCAUAAACCACUGUGCAAUUUUGGGACAUUAAGCCAUUACAAUGUAUGUUUCCUUUACUUGAAGGCAACCUCGACCAAGGUAGUUGCACAAUAAAUUAUUUUUAUUUCGUA